AGAUCAUAAGCCAACAAGUUCAUUAAAAUGUGGACAAGCUAGAUAUUGUAUGUAUUGCUCUAAAACAAUGGUUGUUGAUAUAGUUGAACGCUUCCUCCUCCCAUGACUUGCCAAUAACUUAAUCUUGGUUAGGUUACAACUUACAAGUAAGAAGUCAUUUUCUGCUAAAUCCAAGGCCAAAGCUAAGGUUGCAUAAUAUAGUGGAUGGAGCAGGUCUAGUCAAUGGUUUUGACAUUCUCUUAUCAGCAGACAGCAGUUGAUACCAAGUCCACCAAUAUGUAUGAUCACAAGAUGGAGCGGUUUAACAAACUCCUUCCUCCCCGCCCGCCCUUCACAUAUCUUAAUAAAUAUAUAUAAGACUAGAAAACGCAUAGGAUUUUAAAGAUUUGAAUUCAAACUAUUUUCUUCAAAUUCCAUCGAUUCGAUCCCAAUGGGCAAUUCUAUGGCGGCGCACGGUGGCGCCGGAAAAGUGAAGGUGAUUCUUGCAGACGGGAGGGUUUGCGAGUAUGUGGAGCCGUUAACUGCGGCGGAGAUGAUGCUGGAGCAUCCGCAGCAGGUGGUGGUGGAGUUUCAGGCGGUGGCUGAGGGGAAAAAGGCGGCUCCUUUGCCGGCCGACAGGAAGCUGGAGAUGAACAAGGUAUACCUCAUGCUUCCAAUACGGCGCGGCAAGCCGGCCGCGUUGUCCAAGGAGGAAGCCCGACAGCUUCUGGGGAAAACCGACGCUGUUUUGAAAACGAAGCUGUUGUCUUCGUCGUCCUCGGUUUUGUGUCACUACACCGGGUUUGUUCCGCUGUUUGCGCGGAUGUGUCCGGCGUCUUCUUCCGGCGGCGGCGUUGUUCUGAAUGCUAAAAGGAAUAUUGGGAUCCGUUACUUGGGAGAAAAUGAAGAAGAAGAAGAAGAAGAGGGGUCCAAACCGGAUUAUUUCAGUGAAAUAGUGGAGGGAAGGCCGGAGUAUUUGAACAUGAUGAUGAGUAGGCAAUUAUCAGGGAAAGGAUGGAAGCCCAAUUUAGACACCAUUAAGGAGAAAAACAUCAAAACCAAAGUGCGUCAUUGGUUGUUUUAGUAAUUUCAGUUCGAUCAGCUUGCAUUGUAUGCUGGAAUAUAAUGAAUGUUAAUCAGUGUAUGUGUACGUUAAUUAGUCGUCGUUAAUGUCGUUUAUCAAUUCAAACUCAUCGAUCACUACUGUCGUCGUCAUUUCUAAUGUCGUUGCAGUGUACUGUAUAAUAUAUAUAACCAAGUUUGUUCUGAA
Molecule: messenger RNA, 1249 nt
Organism: Ipomoea triloba (trilobed morning glory)
Lineage: Eukaryota; Viridiplantae; Streptophyta; Magnoliopsida; Solanales; Convolvulaceae
Exons: 2
Coding region: 431-1063 (210 amino acids)
Source: RefSeq, a predicted model, not a curated record